CGACUGCAUUGUGUGAUGAAUGCAAUAAUGUAAGAGAACCAUAAAGAAGGGGUUCGAAAAAUGGUUAAACCUCUGGUUCCUGGUGUGAAAGCUGAGACGAUGCAGGGAGCUGGAGUUGGGGUUGAUGUGAUGGCGAGUGCAAUCGUAGAGAGCAUAAGAAACAUUCCAUUGGAGGCGGUGCCUGCACUCGUCGACGCUAUUCUUCUCUCAAAUGGACUACACUCUUCUUCACAUCUUCUUAAUCACCUCAUUCAAGCUUUUCCACACUUUCUCAAGGAUCAUCUUAAGGAGGACCUUCAAUAUACCUUGGAUGAAAAAGAGCUCAAGUUCUUUUUGGCUUUCGUUUCAAUGGUGACACAUCUUUUCAAGAAACCAGGAAGUGAUGUGGAUGAUUUGAUAGCACUUAUUUGGAGAGUGUAUAUCCCUAUCCUGAAAAGAACAUCUAUUACGCAUUCCAUCUUGCAUAAUCAGAUUGCAGAGGCAUUGGCCGACAUUGCAAUGGAAAAGCAUUCAUGGGGAGAGAUGGACGUGAUAUUACUACCUUAUUGUUUAAAGUCAGUCACAUCUUGUGUUGCUUCUGAGCCACUAGACCAUUCAUCUUAUAAUUUGCAGGCUGAUUUAUACCCCUCAGUUACGGGUUCCAUAAGUGACAUGAAAUCUUUGAACUUAUUUGGAGACCAUUUUGGACUCAUAGACGGGAUUUUGCCUUUAUCUGUGGCAUGCCAGUUAUUGGCUACAUUGAUGCUGGCUGCUUUGAAGGUAUUGAGUUCUAGUGGAGUUAGUUUUCUGCCAAAGGAUGGGUAUGGCAGUCAUGGUUCUGCUGUAGAGAUUUUUUCUAGCCAUAUGGUUUCAAGUCUUCUAGAUGCAACAUUGAAUAUGCUUUCAGAAUCUACGGAUUGUAAUGUGCGACAUUCUGUGAUGACAAUGCUUUUACCAUCUCUUCUGAAGACAGUAGAUACACUUGCAAUGUUUGAAGCUUGUUCUCCUGGGAAACUAAAUGUCAAUUCUAGGGUCUACAGGGUACUUGUCAUGCAGAAAGUUUGGAGCUCCUGCAAGUCUCUGUUUUCCCAGGGAUCACUCGAGCGCCAAGAUGGAUACAAAGCAUUGUCUUUAAUUUUGGAAUUUAUGUUACCUUCUGUUAAUGAUGGGAAGGAACAUUCUGAAUAUACAAAUACUUUUAAAAUGUUUGAUGUACGGGAAGAAAAACAAUUCUGGGAGUAUCUGAGAGCAGGUUUGGUUGACGAAGAAAAAAUAACUCGUAAAAGAUCAUUAUAUAUUCUAAAAGUUGCUUUAGAAAAUAGGCAACAGUGUGCGAGCAAUGAUCAUUUCCAGAAGAUAGAUGAUCAAUCCAAGAAGAAGAGCUCUCAGAAAAAGCAUGAGAAGACAAAUGAAGAAGGCCUGGCUAAUUCUGGCAUGACAAAGAGGGAAAGAUGGGCUGAAAUGGAGGCAAAGUCAUUAGGUGUAGGAGUUAUCAAUAAAGACCAUGAAAAGGGUGCUGACCGCUGGCAACGUUGGGAGGUUUUUAUUCUUUUGCAUGAAAUGCUUGAAGAGUACGGGACUCACUUAAUUGAGGCAGCUUGGUCACAUCAGAUAUCUUUAUUAGUAGCUACAAAAGAGGGGUGUGACACCAGAACCCAACAUACACUCAUUUGGGAUCAUCAAAGUCACAUUGAAUAUGCAGAUGUUGCAUUCUUGUGGAUAACUGUGUUGUGGCAACGUGGAUUUCACCAUGGAAAUCCACAAGUUCGUCGAAUGAUUAUGCAGUCUUUUUUGGAGUUGGAUUGGUCAAAAAUUGGAAACCCAAGCGCACUAAUUCCAGAAUGGUUUGUUUUGGGUCCAUUUAUACAAGCCCUGAAUGAUCCGACACAUCACAGAGAUUUUGGUUUGAAAGGUAUCUAUUCUUCAGAGAUGGGAAAAUCUGCAGCCAAGUUCAUUCAUCAAUGUUCAAGUUCCCAUUCUAUCAGGGAUCGGAAAAAGUUUGUCCAGCGUAUGGCCUGUGUUGUGAAAUAUGAAUCCCUUGGGCGAGCAGGGCUUAUGACUUUGGUGCUUUGCAUUAAGGAGGCUUCAUUUGGAAGUGACUCAAUUGAGGAUGAGGGAAUAUUGGAGAAAUUCAUGCUGUUAUCUGAUACCACUGAAUGCUUUUCCAGUCAUGACAUUGAUGCUCUACAAGAAAGUACUGUAGACUUAAUAGAGGUCUUUAGAUUGCUUGUUGAGAGCAGUAAACAACACUUCAAUGCACAAUAUCGAUCUCAAGUUUGUGAGCAUAUUAUGGUAGCUGCCUUGGCAUUAGUGGAGGUUUAUGAAGUGUCUUUCAGCAAGCUUUUAUAUUUUUUAACAUCAUUCCCUAGGGAGUUAAUUGUAAGAAAUGGAGUCUUGCAUUCCAAAAUUAUGCACUGGUUCAAUCGGCAGGACACUAUCUAUUCCAGUCAAACUCGUUUUUGUCAGAAAGAAUGGCUUGCAAGAAAUUUGUUUAACUUUGCAGAUAGCUUUGUGAAUCCUCAGAAACAUAACCUUAUUGUUCCUUGCAAUGAUGAGGAAGUGGAUGCUUGGUAUGUUGAAGCUAAGAGAUGGGCAAGAUUACUUUGCCUUGGACUAUUAGAAGUGUGUCAGUUUUCAAAAAUACUCCUGCAGGUGAUCCAAAGUCGUGCUUGUGAAAUUCAUCAAUGUGCUAAUAGUUCAUACUUUAUACCAGUCAAGCUUCUGCUGCUCAUUUUAAGUGUAGUAAAAGAAUGUCAAUCUCAACAGCAGUUUUCUGAAAGUACUCAAGGUAGAAGAUUAAAAAAUAGGAGCAAGGAAUUAUUGGAUUUGUUGGGAAAAGAGAAGUUAACACGAUAUGAUAUGCUUGCCAUAACUGUUUCCAACACCGUCCUUUCAAUAUUGGGUGAGCUUAUUUCAUAUGCAAGGUCAUCAUUUACAAUAUUUUGGCAUGAUUAUUCAUGGGAUGGACCUUUACCUGAUUCAGUAACUGGAAAACUUGGAGGCCCAUGUCAAAGGCGAUUGCCAUCUUUAGCAGCUUCAUCAGUCUUGCAAGCAGUUUUGGCACUCAAAGCUGUUGCUGAGUGCACAAUAUGGUGUGCACGUGUUAAAGAUCUAAUUCCUGAUUCUACAACUCUAUUAUUAUGGGAAUUUUCAUGGAAUGUUGUGACGGCUCCAAUACCUCAAGGGGAGACGGAAGCUGAAAUUCGGCUAGGUGCAUAUGAAGCUUUGGUCUCAGUUUCUAAAGCAUUGGCUGUUACAACUUCUUGCCAUGUUUUGUCUUUUGUGAAAGCUAGACUAAAUAUUGAAGACAUACCUGAACAAAGGCUUGUUGAUGAAUUAGUUUGCAAUUUUCUCCACAAUGUCAAUGCUCUCCUUCAAACAGGGUCACUGGCAAGAAGUCGUCAAGCAGUAUUGCUUCAGCAUAAGUGGAGGUGUUUGGAUUCUUUUUUAUCAAUUUCGUGGAGCUCUGUGAGCCCUAAUGAAGAUAUUUUGGGCUUUGUUGAAAGUACAGUCUCUGAUUCAUCUCUUGAAACUCUUAUUUAUGAUGCAAUUGAAAGCUUGGAGAGUGCUAGUGAGGAUUCAGUUCUUCCUAUUUUAAGAUCUGUGCGAUGGGUGAUGGACUCAGGUUUCUUGAAGCGAAUGACCUCUGAUGCUGAUUCUCAGAACAGAAAGAAAGUUGAGAUUAUGUGGUCACUGGGGCACUCUGCAUGGUCUGCAAUUUCUGAUUUCAAUAAGCGGAGGGUGGCACCCAUAGCUGCAGUUUUGUCUGCAAUAUUUCAUCCUUCAGUUUUUAAUGACUUUACCAUGCAUGAAGCUGGAAGCAAUAAAGAAGGACCUCUAAAAUGGUUCCUUGCCAGACUUCUUGAACAAGGUGUGCGAAGUCCUCGAACUAUGCGUCUCACAGCUCUGCAGUUGACUGGAAUGUGGCUGUUAUAUCCUGCAACAAUCAGAUUUUAUAUGAAAGAACUAAAGCUUCUUACUCUUCAUGGAGGAGUGGCUAUUGAUGAGGAUCUGGAUGCAGAAUUGAUAGAAAAUAAGGUGGCAGCAAAGGAAUUCCUGACACUAGUCAAGAGCACUGACCCUGAACUAACUGAGGUGUUUGUGAACUCCGAAAUGUAUUCUCGUAUUACAGUUGCUGUUCUUUUUCACAGGCUUGCUGCCUAUGUAGAAGGUGCUCAGUUAUCAGUAGACAAGAAAAUACAAAAGGAGGCCAUGCAUGUAUCAAAUGCUGGAAAAAUGUUUCUUUUGGAGCUUUUAGAUUCCGCGCUUAAUGAUCUAGAUCUUGCCAAGGAGCUGUACAAAAAGUGGAGUGCUCUUUGCAAAAUGCUCUUUCAGAUUCACAGGCGCAAGACCCGUGCUUGGCAAAUGAUCUGUAUUUUAUCGCGGUUUGUGACUGAGGAUUCAAUGGAGCAAGUAACUUCUAUUGUACAUCAAUGCAUUUAUAGGAAUAACCUGCCUGCAGUUCGUCAGUAUAUUGAAAUCUUUGCUGUGCAAAUAUAUUUAAAAUUUCCAUCAAUGAUAGUGGAGCAAAUAGUUCCAAUAUUAUGUGAUUACAGCAUGAAACCUCAGGCACUUUCUUCCUAUGUUUUCAUUGCUGUCCAUUUGUUGAUGCACAUUUCACCAACUUCACUCCAGUUGGAGCUUCUAGAGAAACUGCUUCCUCCAAUUCUUCCAUUUUUGACUUCACACCACCACAGCUUGCGUGCCUUCUCUCAGAUUUUAGUUUAUCGGGUACUCCAUAGAUAUUUCAUUGUUUUGCAAUCCUGUACACAAAUGGAACUACAAAGCUUGCCUUUGGAGAAGAAGUGUUUGCAAUCUAUAAUGGCAUACCUGGAGGGAAAUGCUGAUUGUACAAGGAUAAGACUUUCAAUGGAUAAAUUCCUGGAUGCAUUUGAUCCUAUUGCAUCAGCAACUCCAAGGGGAUUGUUCUGUUUUGGAAAUGGAGAGACUGACUCAUCUUCUGAACUCCCUUUUGAGUGUGCUCCCAUUUCUACAAUGAUGCAUGUGAUUGACUUUCUUAAUGAGGUGAGAGAUGAGCUGCGAGGUGUUAUGGCAGAAGAUGCUUUAAUACUUAAAAAGGAAGAAUUUUGGGACAGAAGUAUGGAAAAGCAAGAAUAUUCAUCAACAGGCUGGCAGGAAGGAAAAGAUAAACUUAAUAUGACCCCUAUAACUCCUUCACCUUCUGCAAUGGAUGCUUUCUUUGACUGCUUUAAUGGAUCUCUGGACUUUCAGAAGAAAAUUCUGUCACAUAGAGUUGAUGAGAAUAUUCUGAAUGCUGAUGACAAGAUGGGAACUUCUGCAAAAAAUUUCAUCAGACCCACUCUAUCAGAUAUUGAGGUCGAAGACCAACAUCUCUUGUCUACAAUAGAAUUGCGCAUAAAAGAGAUGGAGAAAAUGACAGGGGAGCGACAAGACUUGAUCCUGGUUGCCUCUUUGCUAGGACGCAUUCCUAAUCUUGCAGGGCUGGCACGCACUUGUGAGGUCUUUAAAGUGGCAAGGUUGGUAGUCGCUGAUGCAAACAUUGUGCAAGAUAAACAGUUCCAAUUAAUCAGUGUCACAGCCGAGAAAUGGAUACCUGUACAGGAGGUACCUGAAUUAAGCCUCAAGGAAUAUCUGAAAGGGAAAAAGAGGGAGGGCUACUCAAUUUUAGGAUUAGAGCAAACUGCAAACAGCAUACCACUUAAUAAGUUUUCAUUCCCACAGAAAUCAGUCUUGGUACUUGGACGAGAAAAAGAGGGAAUUCCUGUUGAUGUCAUUCACAUACUAGAUACAUGUGUGGAGAUUCCUCAGUAUGGUGUUGUUAGAUCUCUAAAUGUUCAUGUAAGUGGUGCUAUUGCAAUAUGGGAGUAUACUCGACAGCAUAACGAGUAAAGAUGCUUCUUUUUCCCCAAUAUUUUAACCUCGCGAGAACACAAGGCUAUUAAGUGGCAGAUUUGAAUUUCCACCAGCCAAUUUUGGUGUCUUCUUUACCAAACACAUUGCUAAAAUAAUGCCAGUCAAUUUUUAUUCUUGCAAUUAAUUUUGUUCAUUCCGAGCUUAUUGUGGAGACAGAAAGGUGUAAAUUUUCAUGCUAACUAUAUGAGUCAGAACAUCCUAAAUCUGUCAAGCUUAUCAACACUGUUUAAAACAUGGAAGCUUGAAAUAUCGGCAACAGGCAUGGGACUUUUUUAAUUCAAAAUUUGUAAUGUGUUGCUAGAUAAAUUAAUUUUACCUGUGAAAAAUUCCAGUUUUCUGGAAUACUUCAGCAAGCCAAAAAAUGAAGAAACGAGAAUUGGAGAACUAAUAAUUAGAAACAUUUGAAAAGUCAGCCUGCUCUAAGAAAAAAGUGUGGAUUUUAAUCAUCAUAUUUGUUCAAGACACAACUAAAGCUUAAGCCAUAAUCGAUUGAAUAAAAUUGCUUUCCAAGGGUUUUUAAUUACAAAA
Molecule: messenger RNA, 6402 nt
Organism: Cryptomeria japonica (Japanese cedar)
Lineage: Eukaryota; Viridiplantae; Streptophyta; Pinopsida; Cupressales; Cupressaceae
Exons: 36
Coding region: 61-5850 (1929 amino acids)
Biological process (GO): tRNA methylation
Molecular function (GO): tRNA (guanine) methyltransferase activity; RNA binding
Source: RefSeq, a predicted model, not a curated record